CACUCCUCCUCCGGGCAGAAUGGCGGAUGCGGCGCCGAAACCCGGCAAGAGGAAGCGCGAGCACCAAGAGGACGCGGAGGCGGCGGAGGCCCCCGGCCCAGAGGAGAGGGGAGCCGGCGUUGGCAAUGGCACCUCUGCCCCCGUCCGCCUGCCGUUCUCCGGCUUUAGAGUGCAAAAAGUGCUGAGGGAGUCUGCGCGGGACAAAGUCAUUUUCCUGCACGGGAAGGUGAAUGAGGCCUUGAGGGAUGGGGAUGGAGAGGAUGCCAUUGUCAUCCUGGAGAAGACACCAUUUCAGGUAGAACAGGUGGCCCAGCUCCUGACCGGCAGCCCCGAGCUCCAUUUGCAGUUCUCCAAUGAUAUCUACAGCACCUAUCACCUGUUCCCUCCAAGACAACUGAAUGAUGUGAAGACGACCGUGGUUUACCCUGCAACAGAGAAACACCUGCAGAAGUACCUGCGCCAGGACCUCCGCCUGAUCCGAGAGACAGCAGAGGACUACAGGAAUGUUACCUUGCCCCACCUGGAGUCCCAGAGCCUCAGCAUCCAGUGGGUGUAUAACAUUCUCGACAAGAAGGCCGAAGCAGACCGGAUUGUUUUCGAGAACCCAGACCCCUCUGACGGCUUUGUCCUCAUCCCCGACCUCAAGUGGAACCAACAGCAGCUUGACGACCUGUACUUGAUCGCCAUCUGCCACCGCCGCGGCAUCAGGUCACUGCGGGACCUGACUCCAGAGCAUCUGCCGCUGCUCAGAAACAUCCUCCACCAGGGGCAGGAAGCCAUCUGGCAGCGCUACCAGGUGCAGGGGGACCGCCUGCGCGUGUACCUGCACUACCCACCCUCCUACUACCACCUGCACGCGCACUUCACCGCCCUGGGCUUCGAGGCCCCCGGCUCGGGGGUGGAGCGGGCUCACCUGCUGGCCGAGGUGAUCCAGAACCUGGAGUGUGACCCCAGGCACUACCAGCGGCGCACGCUCACCUUCGCCCUCCGGGCCGACGACCCCCUGCUCAAGCUCUUGCAGGAGGCCCAGCAAAGCUGAGUCCGCGUGGGAAGAGCGCAGAUUGGUGGGAUGUGGGGAGGGUGGGGGUGGGUUUUUUUUUUAUCUCCAAGUGAGUUUUCUAAGAACGUAUUUGGUACUGGCUCAUUCCUCGGACACGAAUAAAGUGCCAGGCUCACUC
Propithecus coquereli (Coquerel's sifaka) is the source of this 1178-nucleotide messenger RNA. RefSeq names its product decapping enzyme, scavenger (gene DCPS). The transcript is spliced from 6 exons. Gene Ontology annotation, molecular function: RNA 7-methylguanosine cap binding; hydrolase activity. Gene Ontology annotation, cellular component: nucleus; P-body. The record is from RefSeq and is a predicted model, not a curated record. Gene Ontology annotation, biological process: deadenylation-dependent decapping of nuclear-transcribed mRNA. NCBI's taxonomy places the organism in Eukaryota, Metazoa, Chordata, Mammalia, Primates, Indriidae. Bases 20 to 1039 code for a protein of 339 amino acids.